This is a messenger RNA of Botrytis byssoidea, 2108 nucleotides long. RefSeq lists its product as uncharacterized. Bases 292 to 1836 code for a protein of 514 amino acids. Lineage: Eukaryota; Fungi; Ascomycota; Leotiomycetes; Helotiales; Sclerotiniaceae. The transcript is spliced from 3 exons. The record is from RefSeq and is a predicted model, not a curated record.
CAUCGUAAUACUGGAAAAGAAAGAGGACAGCAAAAAAGUAGCCCAAGGGACCGUCAUCUACCCAUCCCACAUCCUACAGCCCACCCAUCUCCAAAUUACCCCAGGAAAAACUUCCCGAAACGAGACCACCCAACGGGAACCAAAGACCCUUGGCAUUGCCUUACGCACAUUCCCGAACGAACGAAAGUUGAUCUAGCAAUUCCCAGCUAAAUCAUUGCCGUGCGGCGUAUGUGCGACUUGAGAUUAUGGUAGGCAGCCUAUCAUAGGCCCCUUUAUUGACUUCCAAUAGCCAUGUAUGCACCAAAUUACUCUUUUGGACAGGGCAACAAUACGCAGUCUUUCAAUCCCAAUGGUGGCCAUCCACAGGCUCCCCAAAAUGUCCAUCAACCAGGUCAACAACAGCCUCAGCACAUGAUGUAUAAUGCUCAACAAUACGGGCCCGGGGGUCAUCAAUCACCUUACGGCGCAUCUGGCCCCGGUAUGGCUGGUAAUGCCGGUGGAAUGGGAAUGAUGCAGAACAGCGGUUUGGCGCAUAUGCCUGCUGGAAAUGUAGUUUCUUCCUAUCAAACGCCAUAUACAAGCUCUCCUUACGGCAACAAUAUCGCGACAUCCUCUUCCGUCUCGCACCCUACAAACUUCAUGCCGACUGCAUCAAAUGUGCCUCCACAAUAUGGGAUGAACCCUUCCGCAAUGAUACCACAACAGCAGCAGCAUCAAAUGCAGCGCAUGCAGCCACCGCCAUCUUCUACACCGACGCCGACGUCGGCGACUUCCCGCGUCUCUCCCUACGGAAAUUUUCCCCAGAGCACACCACCAAGCGCGUCAAACGCACAAUUCGCUGUACCACCAAAUCCCAAUCAGCAACAACAUCAAACCCCUAAUAACAAUCAGCAAGGAGGAAUGAGCUUGACUCCACAGACCCCAAGCUUCCCGCCAGGUGUGCGAAAUUCCGAGAACGCGGGAGCCGCCAUGAGUACGCCAUUAAGUCCUGGCUCAGAGCUUCGAGAGAAGGAAAGGGUCACCGUACUACUAGAUAUCAAUCGCGAAAUGUUAUUAGAAAUUAUGCGGAUAAUAGCUCUACAGACUGAUUUGAAGAACAACAAAACGGAGGAUAUCGCUGAGAAGUCAACGCUUGAGGCAGAGCAUAAACUUCUGGCGACCGAAUAUAUGCAAUGCAUGCGACGACUACAAUCAAAUCUAGCUUACCUUGCCGCAAUCGCCGAUCGCUCGCACAAGCCCGCAGCUCAGAUCCCCUCGCAUCCCGCAAUUAUGUUUGCACCAACUCUUACAUAUAAACCUGCGCACACUAUCCCUAUAUCUGCGCCCACGAAUGACGACGAUCCAGCAUCAAACCCCGAAGAAGGGCACGAAGAUCGGAGAGAGAUUUUAAAGGAGGCUUAUAAACGAUUACAGGCCCUGUACCCAGGCGUAGAUCCUAAGAAAGAUACACCUGCUGGGCCACCAAACGCAGCAGGUCGAGCACAAGCGCAGGCACAGCAACACGUAAAUCUAAUGCAGACAGCAGGGCAGAAACAGGGUGACAUGGGCCAGAGUGUACAGAAUAUGACAGCAGGGCAAAAUGGGAUGGCGCAAGGACAAGGUCAAAUGAUUCAAGGCGGCAUGGGCGGCAUGGUUGGUAUGGGCCAAAUGCAGCAGCAUCAGCAGCAAGGUCAACAAAAUAUGGGAAUGCCCGGUCUCAACCAAAAUCAGAAUCAAUUGCAGCAGCAACAGCAACAACAUCAACAAAAGAUGCAAAAUGAAAUGAUGAGACAGAGGAUGAUGCAGGAAGCUCAAAAGAACCAAAUGAUGAACAUGGGGCAAAUGCCGGGAAGAUAAAUAUUUACUUCUUGCAGCUGGUCAAUAUCAAAGAAUGUGGCUGUAGUGGAGGAUCGGGAUUGAUGUGGCAUUUGAUUGGUGUUGGGUAUCAAAGCUUGAUGAGGGAUUGGCUACUUCGGACGACACAGGCUCAGGCGUAUGUAUAUGCUGUAUGAUAUAUGGCGUUGGGUAAGGGAGGUUUUAUGCUUUUAGCAGUGGAACAGGAUAUUGCAUGUAUGGAAUGGUUAUGGAUUAUCGAAUGGCAAAUAUACCUAGAUUUGAUACUUCUUGGA